GGCUGAAGAAAAUUUCAACUUCUUUGUCACAUGUUUCUCUCCCAUAUGGUGGAGACUGGAGAGAGGCAUGGGCUUGAAAUGGCUGCUUCGCUCAACAUAUAUGGCCAUCGUUUUCGGGCACCCAAAUGAUGAAGAAAUAGCCCAAAAAGGAGGCAAGGGUAAGAAGCUUUCGAACGAAAAUCAGGUUGAUGGGGUGGGGAUUCCUAGUGUGGAGAUGUAUCCUUCAGGGUUCCAAAUGCCUCUGCAUUACCCUCGCUACAAAAAGGCAGAUUACGAGAAGAUGGAAGCGUCGAAGGUGGACGUGCUACUGAAAGAGUACGGUUUAUGCUUUAAGGGUACCCUUGAUGAGAAAAGGGCUUAUGCUAUGGGUGCAUUCUUAUGGCCUGAUCACUUUGAUCGGCUAUAAUUGAUCGGACGGUAUCAAAACGUGAUCUUCUACCCAACACACGUAUGUGCUGAUUUACAGCUGUCUCUGUAGAUCUUCUAAGAGGAGCAGCCAACCGUGAAUCUUCUACGCUGUCACACUAUAUUUUGAAUAACAUGUUUUGAAUUCAGAAAGUAGUAUUUAUGUUCGAUUGAUUUCUACUUACAGUAUUGUAAGAGUCAUUCGAAGGAGCAUUUCCAUAUAACAUUGUAGGUGUAAAUGUUGGGACAGUCUUGGAUAUGCAAAGUUAUAUACGAACUCACGUCGUUCCUAUCGUUUGCCUGUUUGAGUUGUUUGAUGUGUUUGUUUCCCGGAUUUACUUUCUGAUCUCCGAAUAUGUCUCUACUUUGAGAAAAUGAAUGUGAUUGUGCAUCUGUUAACUGAUGAAUGAAUGUGAUCGUGCAUCUGUUAAUUGAUGAACUGUCUUUCUGUUCAACAGUAAUUUGACAACGAACAUGCAAUUAAGGCUGUAAAAAAAUCGAGCUGCUCGCGAGUAGCUUGUGUCUUGUCUCGGCUCAACUCGUUUUUUAAUCGAGCCAAGCUCGAGCUCCACUCGUGGCUUCCUCAUAUAACUUUGCAUAUAACUAGUAACAGAAUAUGAAACUC
Molecule: messenger RNA, 1030 nt
Organism: Rhododendron vialii
Lineage: Eukaryota; Viridiplantae; Streptophyta; Magnoliopsida; Ericales; Ericaceae
Exons: 1
Coding region: 68-406 (112 amino acids)
Source: RefSeq, a predicted model, not a curated record